Megalopta genalis is the source of this 1036-nucleotide messenger RNA. NCBI's taxonomy places the organism in Eukaryota, Metazoa, Arthropoda, Insecta, Hymenoptera, Halictidae. The record is from RefSeq and is a predicted model, not a curated record.
AAUUAUUAUGAUUUUCUAAAUUCUUCGUUUCCGACGUUGAAGUUCUGUCAUCUCGUCGUCAAUUUUUAAUGGCUAUCGUAACAUAAUGUAUGUAGAUUUUUAUUUUAACAUUUUAAAACAAUUUGGUACACACAUACUUUUGUCAUAAAACAUGUUUCUCUAUCCAGCCUGAGCGUGGCGCUUUGUAUCUUUUAUAGCCUAUCAACGGGUCAAAUGAAGCUCAGAAAUUUAUACAUGACUUAUGCAUAGAUGUAGUAAUAUAAUAAAUAUUGAAAGAAGAAUUCGGGUUCAUGUAAUUAUUUUUUCAUUAUCAAGAAUAAUUAGAUCAAUGUAUGGGUGAUUAUCAUGGCAGCAGUGAAAGCAAAUACAUCAACAUCACCUUCUGUUGAAUUAAGUUCAUAUCGUGAUCAACAUUUUAAGGGCUCGAGAGCCGAACAAGAUAGGUUAUUGAGGAAUUCUACCACUUUGUAUGUUGGUAAUUUAUCUUUUUAUACUACAGAAGAACAAAUAUACGAAUUGUUUUCAAAAUGCGGCGAUAUUAGGCGAAUUAUAAUGGGUUUAGACAAGUAUAAAAAGACACCUUGCGGUUUCUGCUUUGUUGAAUAUUAUCAAAGAGCAGACGCUGAAAGCUGUAUGCGGUACAUCAAUGGAACACGUUUAGAUGACAGAAUAAUCAGAACAGAUUGGGAUGCUGGUUUUAUUGAAGGCAGACAAUACGGAAGAGGAAAGACUGGAGGCCAAGUGAGAGACGAAUACAGAUCAGACUUUGACAGUGGAAGAGGAGGAUUUGGUAAAAUAAUGCAGCAGAAAGUGACACCAAUUGCCGAUGGAGGCUUUGGACGUUAAAAUUUGGAUUGUACACGAAUUCCGGCUCAAGAUUUUGUAUGUGUAAAUAAGCUAUAAUAGUAUUCGAUCUGUCGCAUUUACAAAUACAAAUUAUAUCUAGGCUUUGAUUUUAAGAGUUGUAAAUAUAUAUGAAAGUUAAGUAUGAACUCAUGACACUGGUAAAAAUUAUUAAAUUUUAGCAAGUACCGUA